Molecule: messenger RNA, 1392 nt
Organism: Pyricularia grisea
Lineage: Eukaryota; Fungi; Ascomycota; Sordariomycetes; Magnaporthales; Pyriculariaceae
Exons: 1
Coding region: 1-1392 (463 amino acids)
Source: RefSeq, a predicted model, not a curated record
AUGGCUCCAUCUACCCUUUUCGCAUCGGCCCUGGCCGUUGCUGGUGUUCUUGCCGCUCCCCAAUCAACGAGACUAGAUUACCGCACUAUCGACCCGGCCGAGCCGUCUGUGUUUGAGCCUUACCCGUACAUAGACAACACUAACACUACUCUCAAUGGUACCGCGGUCCCCGCACACGUCGACUCGGCGCACUUCCGUAUCUACCUCGGCACUUCUACCACCGAGGCGCAGGCCAUCAAGGCAUUGAAUCCCCUGGAAGCCGCCUACGACUGCUUCGUGGGCAAGCUUGGCUUCAAGUCGUCAGGCCUGAACCAAUACGGCACUCCCGAGAAGGGCCCAUACUACAAGACCGACUUUUCAAUGGUUGACACCCUCCCCAACGGCGAGAGCUAUUCUGGUUUCGCAUCAUACAGCACCACCACCGGCCGCGCAACGGUGAGGAUAAGAAACGGUAACCUGGAAUACCCGUAUCUAUCUGUGCACGAAUGGGGCCACGUGCUGCAUUGGCACCAGGGCCUGAACAACGCCUGGGCGCGCAUCCCCAACUGCCAGCCCUGGAGCGAGGCCCUAGCCAACUGGGUGGCCGACGUCUACCUCACUUCCGGCGACGACCUGUGCGGGACCUCGCGCACCAAGUUCAACGCGUCGGGCGGCGACUCCAUCUACGACCCUUACAAAGUAGUUGGCAAAUCUUACCUAUCCCUCAUCGACGCCACCGACCGCACCACAGGCAACCCCUACGAGGCCUGGCCCUUCUUCCAGUACCUCUUCCAAAACCCGGACAACUACGAGGGUCUGGGUCGGGACGUCGUCCCCGCGAUGCUCCGCGCCACCCCGGACGUGGGCACCGACGAGACGCCACUGCACGCCCUGCAGCGCGUGAUGGGCGACUCCCGCAAGGUGCAGGACGUCGUGGCCAAGUACUGGGCGCGCAUGGCCAACGGCGACAUCGGACACGAGGCCAUCGGGAGGGACACGCUCCAGAACAAGCGCUUCCUGAACAUGGAGAACUUUGGAAACCCCACGGCGAACGGCACCUUCAGGGUCAACGCGGGGAAGGGGGCGCAGUACAUGGGGGCCACCAUGGGCAAGCUCGUCAUGGCGGAUGGGGUGACCCACGCAGACGUCAAAGUCACGGCGGUGAAUGCGACAAUGGGCUUCACGGCCAUGUUUGCCGUGCGCGACUCGGCGACGAGCAAGGUGCGAUACCUGACGCUGGAGAACGGCUCAGGUUCCGUCGACCUUGCGUCGACCGAGGAUGCCACCCUCGUCGUGGUCAACACACCCGCGACCCUGCUCAAGUACAACGCGGGCAUCCUAAACAUGACUGAGGCGGCGAGGCCGCUCGAUUUCUCCGUCUCCAUGACAGGCGCCACCUUUGACAAGUAUUAG